UUGGGUAGAUAAAACGACAACAACGACGAACACGUGCUGUAAGAAUGGGAUUUCCAGGAUUUUCACCAAGAGGAGGGCGGGGUGGCAGAGGAGGUGGUGAUAGAGGUGGGGGACGUGGUGGAUUCAGGGGAGGCAGAGGUGGUGGUGACAGAGGAGGACGGGGUGGAUUCAGAGGUGGAAGAGGUGGUGGUGACAGAGGAGGGCGUGGAGGUGGAUUCAGAGGUGGCAGAGGAGGCAGAGGUGGGGGAAGAGGAGGCAGAGGAGGGUUUGCAGGUGGAAAGAAAGUUGUUGUAGAGCCUCACAGACAUGAAGGUGUAUUUAUAGCUAGAGGUAAAGAAGAUUCGUUAGUAACAUUAAAUUUGGUCCCAGGUGAAACUGUGUAUGGAGAAAAGAAAAUAUCUGUAGAGGAAGGAGAGAAGAAGAUAGAGUAUAGAGCAUGGAAUCCUUUUAGAUCUAAACUGGCAGCAGCCAUAUUGGGUGGAGUAGAUAACAUACACAUGAAACCAGGGUCAAAAGUGUUAUACCUUGGUGCAGCCUCUGGAACCACUGUCAGUCAUGUCUCAGAUAUUGUAGGCCCAGAAGGUUUGGUUUAUGCAGUAGAGUUCUCACACAGAAGUGGUAGAGAUCUGAUAAAUGUAGCAAAAAAGAGAACAAAUAUCAUACCAAUCAUAGAAGAUGCCAGACAUCCACAUAAAUAUAGAAUGUUGGUUGGUAUGGUAGAUACGAUAUUUGCUGAUGUAGCACAGCCUGACCAAGCCAGAAUUGUAGCCAUCAAUGCCCACAAUUUCCUCAAAAAUACUGGUCAUAUUGUAAUUUCAAUCAAGGCUAAUUGCAUCGACUCAACAGCUGAACCUGAAGCAGUAUUUGCAGGAGAAUUAAACAAAUUGAAGACAGAGAAGAUAAAACCACAGGAACAGUUAACUUUGGAACCUUAUGAGAGAGACCAUGCUGUAGUGGUUGGAAUAUACAGACCUCCAGCAAAGAAAUGAUGAUGAUGACAGCUUAAGAUAUACAUAUAUAGACAAUAGUAGUCCUAUUCUGAAGACCUAAAUCAAGAUCAAUUGUGUUUUGAAAAAGGAACUAGAAUUUGAAAGACUGUACUGUGGAAAGAUCUUAAUGUACAGAUACAUAUGUUAAUGUGUAUUGUAUUAGAACAGAGAAAAUACACACAAUAAAGUUUCAUUAUAUCAUUUUAAUUCUUAAAACAGACAUGCAUACUUUUACUGCUCCCAAUUCAUGAUUAGCAUGACUGACUUGUCUGAUAUAUUGUGUUCAUAGAGUGUUAUUACUAUUACUAUAAUUUGAGCAUUCAAAGAUAAUUUUGGAAUGGUUUUGGAAUACAUUCGUCUAUUUGAUAAAGUGAAACAACUAAAGUUAUCACUUUUAAAAGGUGAUCUACAAGACAAUAUGAGAGUCUUGAUUUUUUUUCUCAAUUUUUUUAUCAUCAGAAACUGCAGACAUGUUUUGUGUCAUUUUAGAAACUUUACUCUGUUCAUAUACCACUCCAUUGUUAAAUAAUAUUCAUUAGUUUGUAUCAUUUCAUUCAGUUUAAAUGCAUCAAUCAUUCAUUUUAGUAUACAAUUUCUUAUCUUACUCUUAACAACUCAACAACAACAUGAUAAAAUUGUUUGCCAGAUUCAACAUUUAUCUUAUUGGUAAAUGGUGAAGUAACAUUACUGUAUAGUUGUAAUAUUAAAAGUAUGGACAUUAAAUUUCACUCUGCUUCAGUAGUAGAAGUAAUAGACUUAUAUUUAAACUUUAAAACAGCUAUUGAGAUUCAUCUCUAAGACUUGAUAUAUCUACAUGUAAACUUAACAUGGUAAUUGUUAUUUACAUAUUGUAAAAGGAAGCGAAAAAACAAAGAUAAUGAUCAUGAUGAAUUCAGGAAUUGGAGAUGGUUUAAAAGUCAUAAUUUUUUAAGACCAAUUCAAAUUUUGCAACUUGUACAAGGUUUUUUAAUGUACCUUUAUGUAUCUUUGAUAUUUUUCUUGAGUGAUUAAAUUCUGUUAAGUUUAUUAUGAAUCAUGAAAAUAACAGAUCUGUGUUGAUCAUUAAUCAAUCAUGAAAAAGUUAAAGAAAAUCUGUGAAUAAAAUUUUAACAGUUCAA
Molecule: messenger RNA, 2107 nt
Organism: Mytilus californianus (California mussel)
Lineage: Eukaryota; Metazoa; Mollusca; Bivalvia; Mytilida; Mytilidae
Product: rRNA 2'-O-methyltransferase fibrillarin-like
Exons: 10
Coding region: 45-989 (314 amino acids)
Biological process (GO): box C/D sno(s)RNA 3'-end processing; rRNA methylation
Cellular component (GO): small-subunit processome; Cajal body; nucleolus
Molecular function (GO): histone H2AQ104 methyltransferase activity; rRNA methyltransferase activity; RNA binding
Source: RefSeq, a predicted model, not a curated record